AUGAAAUAAUCGGCUCGGAAACCAGGAAAAUCAGUUCCUAAAUCUAAGGACAACUUUACAAAUUAAUCAUCUAAUUCAAAAAAAGAGAUUACAAAUGAAUCUAAUGGAUUUGAUGCUAAAAAAUAAUUGAUAAUCUAGCCAAUUAUCAUAGAACCUAAAAAUAAAUAAAAUUGUUUAUUUGAAAUAGUUGAAUUAUCAAAUUCUCUUAAAGAUGAUGAUAAUGUUAGUGGUUUAGUAUUUAAGCAAAUAAUUAUAUCUAUUGAAGCAAAACUAACAGAAUUUUAAGAGCGACUUGAUAAUAGAGACAAUCUGACUGAACUUAAUACUCAUCUAUAGAAAUUACAAUAUCUUUAAGCUAGUCCAUAAAGUCCACAUGGAAAUAAGAGUAAUAUAAAAAAAGAUGACUCAAAUAAUGAUACAAGUGGAAUAAUAAGAAAUUAAAGUUAACUUUCAUUACCUUAAAAUGAUAUUAGUGUUAUGAGUGCCCAAGAAAAAAUGAAAAGUCCUCAAGUUAGAAGAUCAGCUUAAAAAUAAAAUUCAUGUAUAUUCCAUAUUCUUAUUUAAUUAAGCCAUUCUUCCUAAUAUAUCCUAAUAAACUGUGUCUGAUAAUAAUAAAAUUGCUGCUUUAGAAAAAAGACUUAGAACUAAUGAAGAUAAUUAUAUAAAAUUGACUAGAGAAUUUUAAGAUCAAUAUAAUACUAAUAAUUAAAAGUUAGAAAAAACAAUUAAAGCUCUUAAUGAAAAGUUUAUGUCAUUUAAUUCUAACAAUUUACAAUAAUAGUACAAUGAUAUUACUGACAGUCAGAAGGCUUUAAUUUCACAUUUACAUUAGUAAUCUAAAGAAAUGACGUAAUUGCUUUCAAUUAUAUAGCGAGAUCAAUAAUACUAUGAAUAAACUCAAAGAAACUCAAAACUCUUAAAAUGUUGAGAUUUAAAAUAAAAUUGAACAUUGCUUAAAUUUAUAGAAUGAAAAUUUUGUUAGGAUUUAAUCACUUUCUUCUUCUCUUUAAAGUAUUGAUUCUGAUUUAAUUGUGAUUUUAAAGUGCUAUAAAGAUCUUCUUAAUGAUAUUUUCAAAAUUGAUUUGAUAGAUCAAUAAUAAAAAAAGUUAAUCAGUCUUUUAGAAGAAUAUUGA
Paramecium sonneborni is the source of this 1133-nucleotide messenger RNA. NCBI's taxonomy places the organism in Eukaryota, Ciliophora, Oligohymenophorea, Peniculida, Parameciidae. The record is from the annotation of a GenBank genome assembly.